Sorex fumeus (smoky shrew) is the source of this 2975-nucleotide messenger RNA. It is a transcript of the gene PLPP6, whose product is annotated as phospholipid phosphatase 6. The transcript has a single exon. The record is from RefSeq and is a predicted model, not a curated record. The coding region runs from base 1 to 903 and encodes 300 amino acids. Gene Ontology annotation, molecular function: sphingosine-1-phosphate phosphatase activity. Lineage: Eukaryota; Metazoa; Chordata; Mammalia; Eulipotyphla; Soricidae.
AUGCCGAGUCCCCGGAGGGCCGCGGAGGGCCGCCCGCUGGGCGCGGCGCUGGCGGGCGGCGGCGGCGGCGGCGGGGGCGUCCCCGGCAGCCCGGCCCGCGGCGGCGGCCGGUUCGAGUUCCAGGCCCUGCUGGGCGGCCGCGUCCCCGGCGGGGACCCCGGCUGCGCCCGGCCGCGCCCGGCCGAGAGCCCCGCGCGCCGCCGCCGCGGCUCCUUCCCCGCGGCCAGCCCCGGCCCCGGCCCCGCGCCCGCGCCCGCCGCGCCCGCGCCCGCCGGGGACCGCCGCGCCCCGCACCCGCGCCCGUCCUGCCUGGACAUCGCCCUGCGCGCGCUGCUGGCCGUGGACCUGGGGCUCUCCAAGCGGCUGGGCGUGUGCGCCGCCGAGGGCUCGGCCUGGGGCAGCGCCCGGCCCCUGAUGAAGCUGCUGGAGGUCUCGGGCCACGGCGUGCCCUGGCUGCUGGGCACCGGCUACUGCCUGGCCCGGAGCCGCAGCUCGGCCGGCCGCGAGGUGCUCACCAACCUGCUCUUCGCCCUGCUGCUGGACCUGCUGCUGGUGGGCCUGCUCAAGGCGCUGGUCCGCCGCCGCCGGCCCGCCCACAACCAGAUGGACAUGUUCCUGGCCGUCUCCGUGGACAAGUUCUCCUUCCCCUCGGGCCACGCCACCCGGGCCGCCCUGGUGGCCCGCUUCGUCCUGAACCACCUGGUGCUGGCCGUCCCGCUGCGGGUGCUGGUGGUGCUCUGGGCGCUCGUCCUGGGCCUCUCCAGGGUCAUGCUGGGCCGGCACAACGUCAGCGACGUGGCCUUCGGCUUCUUGCUGGGCUACAUGACCUACAGCAUCGUGGACCACUGCUGGCUCUCGCCGCAGAAUGCUGCGGUCCUCUUCGCCUUCUGGAGCCAGGAGUGACCCGGCUCCUUCCGGAUGGCCCCGGGGGGUGAUGCUGGCACGAACCAGCAUCCUUCUAGCUCGCCUCUCUCUCUCUCUUAAGACAUUCCAAGCCCAGUUUGGAUUGGGAUUGGGGGUGUCAGACCUCCUUGGGAAAAAAGAACCUUUAUUGUAUGCCAUUGAUAUUCUUUGUCUAUCUCCAUGAGACUGCAACGAAGGGUUUUUAAUAGUUGACAUCAGUAAAAAAAAAAAAAAAAAAAACCCUUUACUGUAUCCCAUUGAUAUUCUUUGACGGUCUAUCUCCAUGAGACUGCAACGAAGCCAAGCUGGGGUGAUUACAACCUUGAUGGUUUUUAAUAGUUGACAUCAGUUAAAAAAAAAAAAAAGCCUUUAUUGUAUCCCAUUGAUAUUCUUUGACUGUCUGUCUCCAUGAGACUGCAACGAAGCCAAGCUGGGGUGAUUACAACCUUGAUGGUUUUUAAUAGUUGACAUCAGUAAAAUCUGUGUGGUGGUAACCCCAUCCGCAUAUCGCUUGUAAUUUAAACUUUGAGAAAACAUUAAGUAUACAUGCAGAUGAACCACUUAUCAAUCCUACUCUUUUUCCUGAAGUACAUUUAAACAAUAUUUUAAGCGGCUAAGGCAAAUGUUUCUCUGGUGUAUUCCCUGAAGACUUGUUGCUACGUUUGGGCAGAUUUCUUCUUAAUCCCGGUUUUCUUGGUAAGCUUACGCACUUUAUUGUCUUUCCCGUCUUUGCAGAUUGGGUAGUAAGAACAGAGAUGAUAGUAUAUGCUUUUCUUUCCUUACUUCUUCAAAAGAAGUAUUUAAAAUACUUAUUUCCCAUUUCUUUCUACUACACACUUUCAGAGUUCAGAAACCCAAGUCAAGAACUUAAAGAAGCACUUAAAGACCGGGCUUAUCUACAGAGGAAAGGAUGGGACUGUGGCCUCAUGUCUAAUUCUGGUAACUAAUAGUUGGCUUGACACGACAGAAAAGCCAAGUCACUAGGGAAGUGAGAGAAAUGGAAAGCUUGAGAGUCAUAAAACUGAUCCCUUGUAUCAAUGGACCAGCAGAGAAGAAGGGGUCCCUAUUGUCUGUCAGAUCACUGCUGAAUAAAGAGUGCUUUCUCUUUGAUAUGGAAAAAUACCCUAGAUCUUUGCAGUGUCAGCUUUCUUAUGCAUUCCAAGAGGAUGCCGCUAUAUUUUAAUGGCUUCUCUUACAGAGUUCCAUUCCCCUAUAUAGAGCAAACUUAUAGUAACAGUACUUACGGUGUGCCUGCUGACACCUAGGUCCAAGAUAUAACUAGCUCAUAAACUUUUAUUUAAAGUCCCGUUACCUUUAAAUAAGCUAAUGGACCCUCUCCAAAUCAAGACGAAAGAUUACAAAUGCAGAGUAGAGGGACAUUAUUCUUUGAGCCAACACAGUGUACUGCUCACAAUUCUUUGAUGAGGGAACAACGAAAAGGGCAUAGGAUUUAAAUGCUGUUCUACCUGAAAAUAAGAACCUUUAAGUUACCUUUAGAACUGGUGUCUUCAGAUAUGUUAAUGACCAGUGAUUUUGUUUCUAAAUGUAGGAUUAUGAAUAUGGAGAAUGAUUAUCCUGAGGGUUCUUAAUGGGUGGAUGCAUGAAUUUUCUAUGGAUGAGAGGCACAUGGAAAGAGGAAUGGCUGUUCUACAAAAUAAAAUUAGUAAAAUUAAAUAAAAUGAGAUUAUUUAUUUAAUCCUGAACACAGACUACCUCUUCACUUACUGAUCACACCAAACUGUGACAUCUAUGCAGUUUAACCUUAGAGAGAUUCUUUAUUUUAAUUAGAACAAAUUCAGUCCAGGUAUUUGAAAGCAGUGGCAUUGCCUCAUGCAGGGUUGAAAAGUCUGAACAUUGGGGGCACUGGAAUUUCCUGUUUUAUCUGAUGCUGUCUGAGCUUCUUGACUUUUAAAUACCUUAAAGCACAGAUCAAUUUACCAAAUGUUUGGGGGACAUUCGAAAUACCAUAGAGUAGAAAAUUUAUUUUGCUGUAAAUUUCAUUGUGCAUUAAGGAAUGCCUUUGAAAAUCCAAAUAAAACUACCAGUGGUGUUGAAUAAAGUGAGUUGAUCGU